UUCGGGAUCCCUUUGGUAUGAUGUCACGAUUACCCAUAAGUCAUUAUUUCACUGGUGAUCGCGUGGUGAGCAAGAAGCUUCCUUAUUUUCAAAGCCGAAGGAUUUGAUUACAWAUUUAGUGAAAUGGAGGGUGGUCAAAAUUACAUGCCCCCAGAUUCAAACCCACCACCUCCACAACARCAAUAUGUUCAACAAUACAAUGAAGGUGCAUCAUCUCAAGGUAAUCCAGGAGAACAAGGUGGUAGUUUGAAACGUUCUGCUGAUGACGGAGACUACAAUGGCAAUAAUAAGCGUUUUAAACAUCAAAGCAAUGAUCAAGCUACAAUUCGAAUUCUUCUCCAGAGCAAGGAUGCUGGUGGGAUAAUAGGAAAGGCUGGCUCAAACAUCAAGCGCUUGAGAUCUGAGUACAAUGCAGUGGUCAAUGUUCCCGACACCAAUUCCUCAGAGCGUAUUCUCACUAUAACUGCCAUGAUGCCGACUGCUUUGACUAUAUURAGAGAAUGUGUACCCAAGAUUGGAGAGCAUUCUCGUGGUAGCAAUAACCCAUCACAUGAUAUCCAACUGCUCGUUCAGCGAUCACAGAUUGGAAGCAUUAUUGGCCGAGCUGGUUACAAAAUCAAGGAAAUCCGUGAGAAUUCUGGUGCAAACAUCAAAGUGUUCUCAGACUGCCUUCCCAAUUCUACAGAGAGAGUUGUAGCCAUCUCAGGUCCUUUAGAUACUAUUGUCAAGUGUGUAGAAAUCAUAUAUCAAACUCUAGAAUCGACUCCCAUAAGAGGUCAAGUCUGCCUUUACUAUCCCUCUUCGCAGGGUGGCUAUGAUGACUGGUCAUAUGGAGGCUAUGGUGAUGAUGGYAGAGGUCCAAUGGGUCAUGGACCAAGAGGGGGUGGUAGAGGUGGAGGAAGAGGCGGUAGAGGCAGAGGGGGAGGAGGUGGUGGUAGAGGAGGUGGUGGUAGACGUGGUGGAGGAGGGUUCAAUGAUGGUGGUGGACAAGGAGGCGGAGGAGGAGGAGGCGGCUAUGGUGGAAACAGUGAUUUUGCUCAAGAUAUUGGCGGAGGAUUUAACGAUGGUAACUUUGGAGGAAUGGGGCAGAGUCAUCAAGAGCAAUCUGACCAACCAACGUCAUCCACACAAGUCACAAUUCCUAAUGAUCUUGCAGGCUCCAUYAUUGGCAAAGGUGGAGAACGCAUUAGAAACAUAAGGGGUCGAUGUGGGGCAGUUAUCAAGAUAGAUGAUCCAUUACCAGGAGCUGAUGACAGAAUCAUCACUAUCACCGGCACACAAGAUCAGAUCAACUUUGCACAGUUUCUUCUCCAACAGAGUGUACGGCAAUACUCUGGAAAGAAGUUUUAGUCAAUCACUGUUCGUUAUAACAGAGCAGACAGCAUUCUUACAUGACAGCAGUAUAUACAUUCAGUGGAAUUAUUUUCAAAGAAAGUUUAAUGUAGUAAAUUUUCUUGCAAAAUUUUAUGCUUUAGUAAUAAUAAUUAUGCCGCUAUUUUUCCCCUGGGAUUUGUUGUACCUGACAACAUAAAAAUGGUCUAACUUUAAUAUUAGACAUGAUUGUAACAUAUGGAUUUGCUACACUUAACAUAAAAUACACCAACUAAAUGUGAAUAUUAGUGCAUAUAGAGUAAAGUCAAAAACCUGUGAAUUUGGCAUCACAUGAAAUGUUUUGAUGCAUUUAUUUGUGUAUUUGACUAUCACACUAUAAUAGUAAACUUUUUUUUCACAGUAAACUUUUGACUUCACUCUACCGACACAAAAACAAUCAAAAUAAUGUCAACUAAAUGUACUAACUAGAAGUUUACCAACAUUAUUUAUGGGUUAAGUGUAGAGUGGUUCUCAUUAACCCGUGAAAUACACUUUAGCGUAUUACACUUUAUUACACUUUGUCUCUUUUGUUUUCUAUUAUAUUUCUUGGCUAUUACAUUUUAUUACACUUUGACUAUUACACUUUGUUUCACGGGUUAAUGAGAACCGCUCUAACAACAACUUUAGUAAAACCCCAUUUCUUAUGUUAAGUAAUCAUCCAUUUUUAGUGGUAAUUUCAUGUAACUAUAAUUGUACACUCUAUCAUCAAGAAUAAAAGUUUCCUUUUUA
Messenger RNA from Exaiptasia diaphana, 2100 nucleotides. Its product is annotated as heterogeneous nuclear ribonucleoprotein K. The record is from RefSeq and is a predicted model, not a curated record. The transcript is spliced from 15 exons. NCBI's taxonomy places the organism in Eukaryota, Metazoa, Cnidaria, Anthozoa, Actiniaria, Aiptasiidae. Gene Ontology annotation, molecular function: mRNA binding. Gene Ontology annotation, cellular component: nucleus; cytoplasm. Gene Ontology annotation, biological process: regulation of transcription by RNA polymerase II; regulation of mRNA splicing, via spliceosome. Bases 124 to 1350 code for a protein of 408 amino acids.